UUCCGGUGGCCGGGCUGCGCCGCCUCCAGCCGCUGGCGCUUUCCUCUGCAUCUUCCUAACCCCUCGCGACAGCCGCACAGCAAAGGCUCCCUUCCUCGCCUUGCCCAGCGCGCUUCGUUCGCUAGGAGCAAUCCGGUCUCAGAAACAGGUUGGCCCUCCAGAGGGACCCCUUGCCAGCUGCCCCACCCACCGACCCAGAGGUGCAACCAUGGGUCUGAAUCCUGCCCUGCUACUCCUAGGUGUUUUCAGCCUGGCCAGACCAACCAAGGGUGAGAGCUCAGCCCCCACUCCCAUUACAUGCUAUACAAGAGGGCUAGACAUCAGAAGUGAGACAGCACGUGUCCUCUGUCCAGCAAACUGUCCUUUAUGGCAGUACAAUGUCAUUGGAAAUGUUGUUUAUGCCUCCUUGUCUAGUGUCUGUGGAGCUGCUGUUCACAGAGGUGUGAUUACUAGUUCAGGUGGACCUGUAAUGAUGCAAAAGUUAGCAGGACAAGAGAGCUAUUCUGGAAUAUAUGCCAAUGGAAUCCAGUCUCAAGGGCUCGGUAGAUGGACAUCGUCAUUCUCAGUUGCCAGAGCAAAUAGUAAAGCACUUGAAGCGGCUGCACGGCCAGUUUCAACAGCACGCCCAUCCACAGGUAAACGGCCUAAGAAGCCUCUUGAGAAAAAAUCUGGGAACCAAGACUGUAAAGCGGAUAUUGCUUUUCUGAUUGAUGGAAGCUACAAUAUUGGGCAGCGUAGAUUUAAUUUGCAGAAGAACUUUGUUGGGAAACUAGCGGUGAUGCUGGGAGUUGGAUCUGAAGGACCACAUGUGGGAGUUGUACAAGCCAGUGAGCAUCCAAAAAUUGAGUUUUACCUGAAAAACUUCACUACCGCAAAAGAUGCUUUAUUUGCCGUAAAAGAGAUAGGCUUCAGAGGAGGCAAUUCCAAUACAGGAAAAGCCUUGAAGCACACAGCACAAAGAUUCUUUUCUAUAGAAAAUGGGGUACGCAAAGGGAUCCCCAAAAUCAUUGUAGUUUUCAUAGACGGCUGGCCAUCAGAUGAUAUUGAAGAAGCUGGCAUAGUUGCCAGAGAAUUUGGCAUUAAUGUAUUCAUUGUGUCCAUUGCAAAACCCGCACCUGAAGAACUUGGGAUGGUUCAAGAUGUUAGCUUUGUUGACAAGGCUGUUUGUCGAAACAAUGGCUUCUUCUCCUACAAUAUACCCACCUGGUUUGGCACUACAAAAUAUGUGAAACCUCUUGUUCAAAAACUGUGUGCUCAUGAACAAAUGCUCUGCAGCAAGACUUGCUACAACUCAGUCAACAUAGCCUUCCUGAUUGAUGGUUCCAGCAGCGUUGGAGACAGCAACUUCCGUCUCAUGCUUGAAUUUAUUGGUAAUGUUGCCAAAGCAUUUGAGAUCACAGAUAUCGGUUCCAAAAUUGCAGCAGUACAGUUCACUUAUGACCAGCGCACUGAGUUCAGCUUUACAGACUACAACACGAAAGAGAAGGUUCUUGCUGCUCUUCGAGGAGUUCGUUAUAUGAGUGGUGGUACUGCUACUGGAGAAGCCAUUACCUACGCAACCAGAAAUGUUUUUGGGCCUGUGAAAAAUGGGCCAAACAAAAACUUCCUGGUGGUUUUAACGGAUGGCCAGUCUUACGAUGAUGUUAGAGGGCCCGCUGCUGCUGCUCAGAAAGCAGGUAUAACUGUAUUCUCCAUUGGUAUUGCUUGGGCCCCACUGGAUGAUUUAAAGGAUAUGGCAUCUGAACCAAAAGGAACACACACCUUCUUCUCAAGAGAGUUUACAGGACUGGAGCAGAUUGUUCCGGAUGUUAUUCGAGCCAUUUGCAGAGAUUUCUUGGACUCUAACCAGUGAACGGGAGGCUCCAGGAGAUAAUUUUAUAUCAUCAGGAAAACCAAGAUCUCUUUAUGGUACAAACGUUCUGUUGUUCUAGCACACAACAUUGCAAAUUUGGGGGGUUUGCUUACAAAGGGCUACUAUUCUGCUUUCUAUAAGCAAAACUUCUGCUGAAAUCAGUACAAGUUUUGCUUAAACAAGUAUUGAAGAAUUUGUACCAAAGCUUCCACCAUAUAUGUCUAUUUAACAUCUCUCAAAGUUUAAAGUGAUGCAGAAGUUAUAGUUAAAGUUACUUGAUAUCCAUUUUAUGUAUAUAGAGAAAACAUGCAGUUGAUCCUGGCAUUAAAUGCUGUUAGUUACUUAAAUCUCUCAAAUUAAAAGGAAUAUAAUCUCAGAUAA
Molecule: messenger RNA, 2233 nt
Organism: Eublepharis macularius
Lineage: Eukaryota; Metazoa; Chordata; Lepidosauria; Squamata; Eublepharidae
Gene: COCH
Product: cochlin
Exons: 12
Coding region: 209-1852 (547 amino acids)
Source: RefSeq, a predicted model, not a curated record